CUCCGUUGGAGAGCCAUAAGUUACAAAAUCUAACAUGGCUCUCGAAAACGAGGUUGAUUAUAUCCAGAACGAGGCAACAAUCGUUUCAAAAUAUUUUUAAUACCUCUUAUACCUCUCGAAAAUCUUUUGACAUCGUCAUACCUGGAGGUCGAGUGGGCUAUUUCAUUAGUCCAAGGCAUUCGCCAGGCAUUUUUCUAUAGCUGGAAAGAAAUUUGUGUCGAAAAGUGGUCUUCUAGACCUAUUAUUGGAGGCUACAGCCAUCCGUAUAAUUUGAAGAGAAACCGAAGAAAAAACAAAAAUGGCCUGCGGAGCAACAUUGAAACGCAGUCUUCAAUUCGACCCUUUACAUAGCCCCCAGUCUGCCAUCUCGCCAAAGAGAAGACGAUGCCUUCCGAUGACAGUAUCGCCAUCAACACCACCAACUAAACUUCACCAGAUGAAAUCCCCAUUUGAAGAAGUGACCCCAAGCAUAUCAUCAGAGGAAAUUGCUGCCAAGCUGAGUGCAGAAAUAAAGAGAAUGCAUCGAAGGAAACAACUGCACUAUCCUAUGAGUUCCAGUCCUCCUGCCCCAGCCAGUCCUAGUGGUUCAUCAUCACAAGAAAGUUUUUCAAAUGUGCAAUCUUCCCAGUCGACACCUAAUAUAUUUGGAGGCGCCUCUCCUAGUAAAAAAGACGUUCCACUAUUCACAUUCAGACAGGUCACCCUAAUGUGUGACAGAAUGAUCAAGGAGCACGAGGGGAAUGUCAGGGAAGAGUAUGACAAAGUGCUCUCGUGUAAAAUGGCAGAACAGUAUGAGGCAUUCUUGAAGUUCAACCAUGACCAGAUACAGAAGAGGUUCAAUGAAACAGCUGCCAGUUAUGUAUCAUAAACACACAGAACUAAAGACUGGGAACUACAUAUAGUAGGAAACACAUAAUAUAGAACUACUUGAAACUACUUGUUUAUUAAAAUAACCAAUAAAUUGCAUUACUAGGCUACAUGCAUGGAUAUAUAAGCAUGUAUAUGAACACGCAACAAUGUGGGAAUGAUAAGUGAAAAUAUGUAUCAGACAGGAAACUUUGUUCUUAAGAGAGGAACAUAAGAAACCCUACAGGAAAGAAUUUAGGAGAUAGGCUACAUACCCAUGCAUGAUGUACGCAAACUGAAAUUAUUGGAAAAUUGCAGUAUUUUUCUUAUCAAUGAAUACAUGAACAUAUAUGUAUGUAUAUAUAUAUAUAUAUAUAUAGGAUGUAUAUGUGUGGCCUAUACUUUAAUCUAUAGCUUGGGAUAGGCUACAAGCAAUCCACAUAGAUAUUGGGUAUACCCACUUCUACUUUUAGGACACCAUCAACGCUGAGUUGUUUGAAUAAGUGGAAAAUCCCUCAAUGAUUGUAUCAUGGUAAUAUAUCUAUUCCUGGUAAUAUUUGCAUGUUUAACUUAUUUGUUCAGCUUCAAAAAUUCUUGAAACAAGAAAGAAGACUGAAGAAAGACAUAUUUUGGCUUAUUAUAUCCAUAUCAGAUUGAAUUCCUACAAACUGACCCAAAAUGCAAUAGUUGGGUGCAUCAAAAGUUACCAGGAGUAUGGUAUCAGGAUCUAUUAGAUUGGAUGGUAGUGGUGGAGUUUUAUAGGAGUGGUUCACCUGUCUUAAUAUUAAUUAUAUGAUUAACCUGGAAUACAGGGUCAAGUCACCUUAGAAUAUGAGACUUGGAGUAAUUUCAAAUUAAAAUAUUCAUUUGAAAUGUUGAGUCAUAUAUUAAGAUCUCUUGGCCCCACAUAAAAUCACAUUUAUACAUGGGAUGUCAGGCCUAUAUGAAGAUCUCUUGGCCCCA
Owenia fusiformis is the source of this 1809-nucleotide messenger RNA. NCBI's taxonomy places the organism in Eukaryota, Metazoa, Annelida, Polychaeta, Sabellida, Oweniidae. The record is from the annotation of a GenBank genome assembly.